Messenger RNA from Anisakis simplex (herring worm), 1905 nucleotides. Lineage: Eukaryota; Metazoa; Nematoda; Chromadorea; Rhabditida; Anisakidae. The record is from the annotation of a GenBank genome assembly.
AAACAAUUAGCUGAGAAUCUACAGAAUGCGUCCGAGAAUCCAACUGAAUCGAUCGUUUCAACGACUUUACGGCGAAAAUGCGACAGAUCGGGAAUCGGGCAAGAAGACGAUAGUGAUUUGGUCACUUUCACACUAUCCAGUAAGCUUGAACGAACCGUGAUCAACAUUCGAGAAGGAUCGAUUAUUCGACAGUAUCGUGCGAAUAACCUCAAGAAAGAGGGUCGAAUAUCGUAUUACGUUUGUCAAACGUGUGAUCUACUGAAACGGAAGGGUGCCAAUAUAGUGGUGCCGAAAAUUCGGGUUCGCUACAAGAGAAUAGUCGGAGAUACACACCCACCGCAUGCGGAACAGUGUCUAGGAAUCUCCGAAGAAAAAAUGUUGGCCAUAGCCGAGGAUCGAGAAGCACGUUUGCGUGUUCGUGAGGGUCUUCAACUGCCGCGCAAUGCAUUCAAUGAGGGAUUCGAACGCACUGUACGAUCGGCCGCAAAUUCGCAAGAAUUGUCGAAGAGAAUGUUCUCUGUAUCGACAAAAUAUCCGUUGUGGAAAAAUGUUCGUCGGUCCUACUAUCGGGCCAAAAAACAUGCGAAAACAAAGAAGCGUAACGAAGCCAUCGAACAAAACGAUGCUAACAUUGCAAACUCAGCAGCAAUGUCAUUCCAAGAAAAUUAUGGGUAUCCGAACGAGCACAGUGUAAAAGCCGAGACAUCAGGUGAGGCACAUGAGUCUCGUAUGGCUCAUGAUUAUGACAUCGCCCUACGUCAAGGACGCAGGAGCUCUGUGAAUGAGCAGCAGCAUUUCGUUGGUGAUUGUAAAAGUCACGAAAUGUUUCUCGGUCAACACGACGACGGUAUGCUUGGUGAUCUGGUUGAUUCGUCGUCGUGUGCAUCGUCGUUCAAUUCGAAUAACCAUAAUCAAGCAACCGAUAAAUGCUCAAAUCGAAAUCUCACGCAAAUUAAUGAACUGAAUAAUUCGAGAACAAAAACGGAUCAUCAGUACGAGGGUUGUAGUGAAGACGAUGAAUUGAUCAAUGUUGUUACAAUUGAGAAUGAACAAACAUCUAAUAUGCUCACAAAUGAGAGGAGCACCACUAUACAUCCAUUAUCUUCAAAUAUCCUUCAAGUUGAUCCGCCGCAUUCAUCCUCUAAUCUCAGUUUAUUCCAACAACAACAACACCAAUUCUCACCGACUACCAAUACUAUCAUACAGUCUCGAUCAUCAGCCAGUUAUUCUUCUGCUUUAGAUGCAGUCAAUGUGUCGUCUUCAAACCCUUCAAACCCGCAUCGUAUGUCGUCCACACGUGAUCCACUGAUUUGUCAUGCCCUUCGAAAGCCUACUUUAACAAGAAAUGAGAUAAACAUCUCGCAAAACUCACAAUUAAUUGACCAGCAAUCACUAGUCAGUCAAAAUGAUGCACUUAGGAAUAACACAUUGAAUAAAUGUAAAUCGCAAACGGACGGUGACCACGACAAUUGGACACCUCCGAGACGUCGGAUUAAAAUAUCAGACGGAGUUACUGUUGAUGGUGGCGUUGUGCCAUUCACUCAUCCGGAUCCAGCAGGCGAUACUGGUGAUGGUGCAAUUCAACGAUAUGAUAGUGGGGGACAGGUUACUGCAACAAUGACCGUUAAAGAGUUUUUAACAGCAAAGAAAACUUGGAACAAAUCAGUUGAUGAAACCAACAACAAUCCUGUAUUAAUUGAUCGAGAAUCAGUGCAAUCGACCUCUACAAAUCAGCGAAUUACUAAUGAAACUAGUAAAUCUUCGUAUGCAGUCGAUCGACUCAGUGGUAUUGGGCAGUGGUUCGGAGCGAAGACGAAUGACCACGAGGAACUGGUGGUUCUCGUUGAGGGUGAUUCUUAUUGGACACUUCAGAUGGUUGAUAGUUCGUCUGAACGUCAUCUGUGA